ACAGUCAGAUGUCAAAGCCUGAAAUUUCACGUGUGAAAUGGGAGGGAAGUUGGUUUUCCUUAAAAAAUAAUACUUUUUCCCAUCAAAUGCGCUGCACAUGGUACACACCGGGUUGGGCCAUUGCUGCAUGACUGGCUUAUAAUACAGAUGUUUUUCGGCUCGUCACCAAGGAGCUCCUUGGUAUCAUUAUAUCGUCAUUUACGAAGUGAACAUAGUACCAUGAUGACAAUGGUGGAGUGGUGUUGCCGGUAUUCCUGAUUGCAGCGGAUCUAAUUCCCAUCCUAUGUCACGACCAAGCCGGUGACCAAGCGACAUUUUAGUCUGCCCGUUCCUCCUGCCACUUGUUAGCUUUCAUUAUAGAUUGUGUGGUUGUACCAGUAAACCGGCCCCGGCAACGGCCGCAAAGAAUAGGACUCCGAGGAGAGAUAUCACAGGCAAUGAAGGAAUGAUCAGACCGGGAAUCGGAAAUCUUUUUUGGAUAUCCCACGAACGAGCGACCCCAUAAUGGCAACACAGGGAGGGGGAAAAGACACUGACCGGAAGAAGAAGAAACGUAAGCAUGGAGAAAUUGCUGUCCAACCUAGUGAUCGAGAUGGAACAUCUUCUGCAGAGCCAUCAGCAAAGAAUACCAAGAGGGAUAAAGAGAAGGGAACUGAGAAAUCCAAGGAGAAAGUAUCAACAGAUUUUGGGAUAUCGACUCCACCGUUAGUAGAAUACCUAAAGGGAAUUUUACGAGAAUAUAGUGAUGGUCAAAUAUUGAAGGAGCUCGUUCAGAACGCAGAGGAUGCAGGUGCGGAUACUGUCAAAUUCCUGUAUGACAUGAGGCAGCAUGGUACCAAGACACUCUACAAAGAUUCCCUACAACCUUACCAAGGACCGGCUGUAUAUUCCUUCAACAAUGCCAAGUUCAAGGAAGCUGACUGGGAAGGGAUUCAACAACCAGCCCGCAGCAAGAAGAAGACAGAUCCUUUGAAGGUUGGACGAUUCGGCAUUGGAUUCAAUUCUGUAUACCACAUAACAGAUUUACCGAGCAUCAUGAGCGACCAAACACUGGCUUUCAUUGAUCCAUUGGAGGAACACUUCUUUGAUAGUAAAGGUCGAGUCAAGGCUGGAUGGCGAUUUUCUCUGAGAUCAGACAGGGAAAUCUUUUCAAAGUGUCAUGACCAGUUUCAACCCUACAACAAUGUAUUUCCUGGAGUGACGGGAGGGAUUUCAACGGGAUAUUUUGAUGGCACUUUGUUUCGGUUUCCUCUGCGUCAAGAGGCAAAUGAAUUGAGCGAGAAAAUCUAUCAACAAGAAGACACACUAGACGAGGUACUACAGGCCUUCCAAGCAGAUGCUAAUGUGGCUAUGCUGUUUCUGCGCUCCUUGAAUAACAUUGAAGUGUUGAAGAGAUCCCCUGAUUACCAAGACCUGUCACUGAUUGUAAGAGUUCAACGGGAGCAUGAUCAAGGAACGUGUCCUCCUGGAGCGGACAUUACCUCGCGUCUUCAAUCCUACAUCUCUAAUAACAGUGGGUGCCGAGAGUCUAUUAAGUUCAUUGAUUCUGUAACAUUUACUACAGAAACACGUAGGGAGUCCAAGAAAGAGCACUGGAUUGUUUGCCAUCACAUCGCUGGUGACAGCAUGUCUCAAGAGCUUACUGACCUGGCUGGGAAGCAAGGUCAUCUGCCAUGGGUAGCUGUUGCCAUCCCCAUGAGUUCUUCAGAGACAAGCAAUGUAGCAGAUGAAGCAGAGAACAACGAUGGCAGAGUGUUCUGCUUUCUUCCCUUGCCACCUGGUGAAGAGAGUCGAACAGGGUUACCGGUUCAUGUGCAUGGAUUCUUUGGUGUCAAUAGUGAUCGCCGUGGGAUAAAGUGGCUUGGACCAGACCAAACAGACACUCCAGCACAAUGGAACCAACUACUUGUGAGAGAACUGAUUCCCAUGGUUUACGUUGAUGCUAUCAAAUUUAUUGUUGAUAUGCAGAAAUCUCGGGGAGAAUUGACAGCUGAUUGCAUCUAUCGUUCAUGGCCAGACUAUGAAGAUGUUUGUGGAAAUUGGGACAUUCUCUUGGAACCCUUCUACAAUGCACUGUUCAGUGAAUCGAUCAUACAUAGCGAUAACAGUGGAUGGAAGAACAUUGCUGAUGUCCACUUCAAUGAGCUGCAAGUAGACGAAGAGACAGAAAAGGCAAUUCUCAAAUGCUUCAACUUCAAAGGCAUAGCACAUGCUAGAGUCCCAGGCGUAUGCAGAAAAGCCAUCAGGAAGUAUUACGAUCUUCAGAUAUCCACUGUUUCUGUAUCCAGCCUUUGCCGUUGCCUCAACGAUGAUCCAACUAUUUUGGAAAGGUUAACUAAUGAUGAGAAGCUUCUGAUCCUGCAGUUCAUCUUGCAGGAGGGUGCCAUGCAAGACUUGGAGGGGUUAUGUCUUCUUCCGCUUGACAAUGGAGGCUUUGACGUGUUCACAAGUUCUGGUGAAAGAAGAGUGUACAUUCCAACCCCUGAGUUCCAUCGACAGCUUGUUCCAGGUGGAUGUGAUCAAUUCAUCAGAACGAUUCAAAAGGAACUUCCACUCCACCAACUCCUAUCAAAUAUGAGUGGACAUUAUCAGCUGAAAACUUUAACCAUCGAAAUUGUAGCUAAGCUCUUGAAGAAUUUGGAGAGAUCUUGGAUAGAUGAUCAAGGAAUCUGGAUACAUGAACCCCAAGAGCCUACCCUCAAUACUUGGCUUGAAGAAGUCUGGUCGAUGCUUUACAGGGAAAGUCCAAGUAAGUUACUACUCUUUAAUGGUAUCCAUCUAUUACCAUUGUUUGCAGAUGAUAGUGACUCCAGAAGACUUUUUCCACUUUGUUCCAAGUCAAGGGUUAUCCAGAGAUGUUACAGUACGGCUGAUGGCAAAGUCGAAUUCAAAGAUGAUGUUGAAAACAUUCUGCAUGAUAUUGGAAUGAGAGUCACAGAUUGUCCUGGUUAUAUUCUCCGCCAUCCAGCUGUCAUUCGGGAUGGAUAUAUCAAGAUGCCAACACCUGAUGGGGUAGUUCAAUGUCUUUUGCUUUCUGAUGAGAAGGUGCUGAUCCCAAAGCUCCGUUCAUUCUCUGCCAGUUAUAGAGAUACCCUUGUAGAAUUUCUUGCACAAGCGAAGCUUGGUGAUAAUGGGAAGGAACUUCUGAAGCAACUUCCAUUGUUUAAGAGAGUAGAUGGAACUGGCCAGUCAAACAAACAUUCAUUCAGUGUAGAAGAAUCCUUGGGAUAUAUUGAAUGCAGUCAGGUAGAUAUUCCUAACCCAUUGAAGUUGACAGGGCUAUUGAUUGAUGGAAGGGCAAAAUCAAAUCAAUAUUUACUACAAAAGUUAGAAGCAUGUCCACUUUCAAAGUAUCAAGUCAUAGUGAAUGUUUUGGAAGAAAUUCGUAAAGGGCAACUUUACACACAACAUGAAAGACAAGUAGCUUUACAAUGGAUUAUGGAACGAUGGGAAGACGUCAAGAUAAACUGUAAAUCAAUUGUGGGUAUUCUCCGUGAAAUGAAAUUCAUCCCCAAUAAGAAUGCAUCGUUGUUAAGUCCUUCAGAACUACUUGAUCCACGAGAUGCAUUGAUCUACGAACUGUUUGAAUCUCAAGGAGUAUUUCCAAUGGAUCCAUUUGAUUCACCUCAGAUUGUAGAGGCUUUCAGUCAGCUUGGCAUGCGUGGGCAAAGUGGGGUUUCUUCAUCCGAGUUGAAUGCAUGUGUUGACAUGAUAGAGGAAUCACAGAGCCCUGACAAGUCUCACUUGCUACUAGAACUCCUUAGCAAAAGCCCGGAUCUUCUCUGCACUUCUGUCAUUGAUCAUAUGAAACAAAAAGAAUGCAUUCCUUGCAGACAGUCGCCUCCAGAAUACUAUCCUUCAGCUAUUGAGUGGUAUGGUAAUUCUACUUCAAGAUUGUCAACCCCCACUGAAACCCUAAGGGAAAUGAAGUCGGCAGUUCUAAUGUGUGGAGCUUCUAAACGCUUUUGUUCUCAUGCGGAUUGGAGUCGCUUCUCUGAAGUCUUUACAAAGCUUGGAAUGUAUACCCCAUCGCUUCUUCUUACAGAAGUUGUGGCCCAGUUAGAGUAUUGUGUCAAGUAUACAAAAGACAGAACUGGGGAAGAUACUUCUGACAUUGUACCGAUGCUGAAAGAGAUUUAUUCAUUUUUUAUGCAAGAAAUGCACGAGCACGUAAACAUCAAGGAUCUCAUCUUGAAUCAAGUCGAGUCGUGUAUCUGGAAUGGAAGUGGCUUUUCAGAGCCAAGCAGAAUAUGUACGAGAAAACUUCCUUUCGAUUUGUACCCUUACAUGGUUUCUAUUCCGAAAGCCACAUCUGCAUUUGGAGAGUUAUUUGAAGUGCUAGGAGUUCAAACAGACAUGAUGGCAAAUUCGUGUGCCCUGGUUGACAUCUUGUACGAAAUCAAAGAAGCAUGUGAAGGUGAAGAAAUCGAUGAGGUGUUUCAACAGGGACAACUCCAACUUGUAUUACAAAUCCUCAACCAUCUACAAGCUGCAGGAGAUCUCUCAGAAGAUGCAAGGUUGCGAUUACUUGUUCCAUCGCAAAAAGGGAAAUGCCAUCUUAUUCCUGUUGAGAAAGGUGCAUAUGUGGACAGAGACUGGUUAAGACAAAGCACUGACUCUGAGAAUUUAGAUGAUGAUGAAGAUUUCACUUUGGUUCAUUCAAAUAUUUCUAUGAACCUUGCAAUGUUUCUCCAUAUACGUCCUGUCAGUCGACUCCUUCUAGAUUCAGAAGAAUUCCAGGGUUUCACACAAGCUGGUCAGCAUGAAGACCUGACUAUGCGUUUGUAUAAUAUCCUAAAGAACAACUAUGUUGAUACUGCUAUUGUUAGUGAGAUGAUACAGAAUGCAGAAGACGCUGGUGCUCAAGUAGUUAAUUUUCUUAUUGACAUGAGAAAAAAUGGAGAUGCAAACCAAAAGCUGUUCGAUCCUGAAAUGAUUUCAUGUCAGGGACCAGCACUCUGGGUAUACAACGAUGCAGUGUUCACAGACCAAGACUUUGAAAACAUUCUCCGUCUUGGCGGACGUACCAAGGAAAAGGAUGCCCAAAAGAUUGGAAAAUUUGGGACUGGCUUCAACUCUGUGUACCGCAUUACUGAUGUUCCCAGUUUUGUGAGCAGGGAGUAUAUGCAGUUUUUCGACCCUCAUACUACAUACCUUGGCAACGUUCUCCCAAACAAGUACCAACCUGGUGUACGUCUCAGAUUGAAUGAUACCAAAGCACUCCGGAGAUUCCCAGAUCAGUUCAAGCCAUUCCAUGGAGUGUUUGGCAUUGAUUUGUGUGGAAAGAAUAAACCAUUCAACUACAGUGGAACGCUCUUUAGACUGCCUCUUCGUUCACAGGAAGCUGCACAGAAAAGUCAAAUAUGCAAGGAGAGCUACAAUGGGGCGAAACUGAUUGACUUGAUGAAAAAAAUUUGGGAUUUAUCUCACAACCUCCUGGUGUUUACCAAAAAUGUCAAGAGGGUUGCUGUGUUUUUCCUUGAUGAGAAAUGUAGCGAUCCUUCCAUGGCUGAAGAGUUAUUCACCAUUCAGAAAACCGAGCAAUCCACAAGGAUGAAUGAUGAGAACAUUGAAAUUUCAACAGAAUCCUUCAAAUUUACAAUGACUCCAAAGGGAAGUGAAGUGAUGGCUCAUGAACCAGAAGGUGGUAGAUACCUGGAUAAUGUCAAAGUUACCUGUAAGACCUCUAAUCAGGCUUCUGCUCUUGCGACAUCUCCAGAUGGGAAAGAUUGUGGACUAUCCCCUGAAGGUGCAGUUGCCUUUCCCUUCCACAAACCAUCAAUGUCUUCAUUUGAGAAAAAGAUAUAUUGCUUUCUUCCUCUUUCAAUAACAAGCAUGUUUCCAGUGCAUAUCAAUGGUGCAUUCGCUGUCAAAGAAGAUCGGAGGAGUCUUCACAUGCCAGUUCCCAAUGGAACGCUGAUAUCUGAGAAGUGGAAUCACCUGCUUCUCGUAGAUGUGAUAUGCCGAGCUUACAUUGCACUCAUGUCUGACAUUGUGUUUAUUCAGCGUGUAAAGGAGGUUUAUGGUCCAGAUAUUUCCCCUGACCAGUUAUGGCCUGAUACCGAUGAUGUUCCAAAGAAUUCUGAAUGUUCAGCAUUGUUUAAUGCUUUCUACAAGGCAAUGGUAAAUGGCUUUGAAGGUCGUGAACCAUCAUUGUUCUGGAACGAUAACGAAUUGCAUCAGUUCUCACAAGUCGUGUUCCUCAGUCAGGAAGUCCAAAAGGAGACAUCAGUGAGGGAUAUUAUAAGAAAGGUUCUAAGCAACUACCUUUCAUCAAAGCAAGUGAUGUCGCUUACUGAUAAAACCUGGAGAGCGCUAGAGAGAGUAGAUCUUCUGGACAGUGUUCUGAAAAGUACAUAUGAUUUCAAUAGAUUCUUCACAGAAGCCUUUCUUCCACGAAUCAGUCAGGUGCAGAGUGACAUGAGAAAUCAGCUGGUUCUGUUUGCACUGAACAAACGUGAUGACACAUUGAAACAAAAGUUGAAAGAUGUGAAAUGCAUACCAGUAGAAGGGGGACCUAACCUAAGGAAGCCUUGUGAUCUAGUACACCCGAGGGGUAAAGUUGCGCCGCUGUAUACUGAGUCUGAUAAGGUGUUUCCCCUAGGAAACCUGUUCAAUGAUACCAACACUCUAACAUCACUUACUCAGUUGGGAAUGGUAAAGGAUAAUAUUCAUCAGAAAGUUUUCCUUGAGAGGUGCCAUUCAGUUCACAUCCUGCAUUCAACCAACAAGAAAGCGGCUCAAAAUAGAUCCAAGGCUCUACUUAAGUAUCUGUCAGAGGCGUUGGGAAGGGGUGAUUGGAGUAGGGAGGGACAUUUCAAAGAAGACCUUGUGAGAAUUCCAUUCUUGCCUAUCUUAUGUGAGAGAAACCAAGACCCUGCUCUUCCAUGGUUGAAAACCAUUAACACCUGUCCUUAUGCAUCUGCUAAUGAUAUCUAUUCUCAUUCUAAAAGAAAUAUUGUGAGCAGUAUGUACAUUGUUGUGCACGAAUCGAACGAUUGGAAACUUCCGUGGAACGUUGAGGACUUUCUUGGUAUCAGACACAAAUAUCCCUCUACUGAGGAUGUAAUCCAGCAGUUUUCGAACAUUCGGAGUCACUAUGAAGUGAAUAGUGAAUCCAUUUCUAAUCGUGACUUAAAAAUGAUAUGCAAGGACAUCUAUGAGCGUGUUGAAAAUACAUGUAGAGAACGUGUCGCUGAUGGCAUUUACAAUGAGUUGCAGAAUCAAAAAUUCUUCCUCGUAGGUAGCAAGUUUGUUGAGAUUUCUGUGAUUUCCGAUAGAAACAGCCUUCCGCCGUAUCUAUUUGAAGCUUCUCGAUUCCUUAAACGAUAUCCAAGUCUUCUAAAACAUGCAGGAUUGAAGAAUGAGUUUGAUGCCAGAGACUAUGAAGGUGUUCUUCGUUUACUAUACAUGAAGAGUAAUGGGCAACCAUUAAGUAAUGAUGACACAGAGGUGGCUAUCUUAGCUGCACAGCGACUUGCAGGUUUACCCCACGGAGAAGAAGAACAUGCAGAUACAUUUCUACCAGAUGAGCAGAAUUGCAUGAGGCCUGUAUCAGAUCUAUGCUACAGUGAUGUGGAUUGGUUUGAAAAUGAUGAAAUUGAACUUCAUAGGUGUCAUACAAAAAUCAGUUUCAUGGUCGCGAGAAAGCUGAAAGUGAAGGAUAUUCGACAACAGAUGCUUCAAGCAUUCGAUAUGGAUUUCCCAGGAGACGAAUUCGGCCAACAUGAGAAACUUACAACCCGUAUCAAACGUAUUCUCGACUCUUACCCAUCCGAUGAAACAAUACUGAAUGCUGACGAUGCUGGAGCUACUGAAAUCCACUUUGUGUACGAUCCUCGGAAACACAAGGGACACAAGCUUCUAGGAGAUGGCAUGAAAGCCUUGCAGGGUCCAGCUCUUUGUGUCUUCAACAAUCAGUCUUUCACCGACGAUGACAUUCGCGGGAUACAGAAUCUUGGAGAAGGAAGUAAAGCUGACCAUAUGGGAAAGAUUGGGCGUUAUGGAGUAGGAUUCAAUGCAGUAUAUCAACUUACAGAUUGCCCUAGUUUCAUCUCCAAAGGUGAACGAUGGUGUAUGUUUGACCCUCUUCUGAAGUAUGUUCCAGGAGCAAACCCAACAAGACCAGGUCGUCAGGUCAAAGUUAAUAGCAGUGUGCGCCGUUCUUACCCACAUAACUUUCAGUGCUAUAUGGAAGACAAACUCACAGGCGGAGAAGAAGACUUUACCAUUUUUCGUUUUCCAUUGCGACAAGAAGCUUCAACCCUAAGCACCAAUGUCUGGCAAGCCGAAGAUAUUCGGAAGCUACUUCGGGAUUUUGAGAUUGCGGCAUUUGAAUGUCUUUUGUUUCUGAAAAACGUCACCAAAAUCAGGAUCUCAAAGGUAACAAAUUCAGGAGUUAUCAGAUCUACUCAUGUUGUCAGUGCAGAAAUGACUCGGAGUGAAGGUGAGAAGAAAAUGGAUUUUCUGCAGAAAGUUCAGGACAUUGCCUUGACAAAACAAGGUAAUGUAACCUUGGAAUCGGAACAAGUGGAAGUCAUCUACCAGAUGAAACUGAAAGGGGUAAAAAGAGAAGAGGAUUGGGUGGUAUGCCAGCAAGUGAGUUAUUCAGACGCAGAUGAAGAACACACAAGGAAAAAACAUAAGUUACUUCCAGUUGGAGCUGUUGCUGCUCGUCUACCUGACAGAGGAAAGGGGAAUAAUUGUAAAAGAAGAGAGGGAAUCAAUGGUAAGGCUUUUUGCUUUCUACCACUCCCUAUUCAGACGGGACUUCCGGUUCAUGUGCAUGGAUACUUUGCCUUGGACCAUGAAAGCAGAAGACACUUGUGGGAAGGUAGCAAGACAGAUGAGCAAACAAAGUGGAACCUUUACAUUACUCAGAAAGUUAUAGCACCUGCCUACGUAAAGUUGUUGUCAUGGAUACAGAAGUUUUUCAUAGAGAAAUAUGACUGGUCAGGAUCACUAGCAAGUAAAAACAAGGUUCAGACUUUGAAGCUUCUUGAAAAAUACCACAACUACUUUCCUAACGCCGGAAAAGGAUCGUCCUGGAGAAAACUUCAAGAUGCUGUGUUUGAAAUUGUUGUUGUGGAAGCCUUACUGCUGUUUCCUUCACUCUAUCGAAAUGAUGAUGGUGGAAAUUACUUUUUCUUGAGUUGGAAAACGCCCAUCCCCUCUCCGGAUGGGUCAGAUCUUGAUCUUGGAUAUUUCAACACACUGCCAGGGCAGAUGACUGACCACUGCACAAGUAGCAUUCACGAUAAUCCAAUGACGCCUGAGAUUCAAGAAAGCAUCAACAAACUAAAAGACACCCUGAUUGAAGUGACAUUCCCAUUAAUAGAGUCUCCAAUAUGGAUAAUGCACAAUAUGCGAAAUGUAUGCAAACAUCUCAAUCAAGAGGCAGUCAACAGUGGGGGAGAACCAAACUAUGAAGUUCGUGAAGUUACACCUUCCCAUGUUAUGUCUUUCCUUCGUGGAGACAAUCCCCUUCAGAGGCAGUUACCAAUAGCAAUAUCAAGCUCGAGGAUCCACAGCAAAGAUAGACUGAUUGGACUUAUCAACUACUGCAAGAGUAAAGAAACUAACCUUCAAGAAAGUCUCCAUGGUCUACCGCUGCUCUUCACCAUGGAUGAAACAUUACGGAUGUUUUCACAUGACGAUCAAGUUUUUGCAACAGAAUUCUGUGAUCUUUUCUGGCCUCAGAGUCAUAGGUUCUUACACAUUGAUUUCUUGCACAGGUUGUCACAAAAGGCUGAUGUGUUUUGUAAGAUUGAUAUGAGAGAGGUAUCGAAGCUUCUUGAUGGUUGCUUUCCGUUUCUCAAGUGCACAUCGAAUAAAAUGAUAACUCCUCGCACCUGCCAUCCACCAAAAUGGUUUCGUAGGUUAUGGAUUCUACUUGAAUCGUUGAGUAAAAAUGUUGAAUACUUCACUGAUUUCGCUAACAAUCUAAAAGUGGAACUUGGAAGUUGGGCAAUAUUACCAGUCACAGAAACCAAGCCAACUGAUGGCAGAAGUAACAAUUCUCAUCAGGUAGCUCUCCAACGGUUAUACGUAGAUCAGCCAAGCGAGUCGAGAAAGGGUUAUUGGCCACUCUAUUCAGCACUUGAAUCACUUAAUGUCUACAAGAUUGAAAAGUCUGUUCUAGAUGAAAACAAUCAUAGACUGAUAAAGCAUUUUGUCCUUCAUGAGCACAUGGGGAAUAAUGCAAGGGUUCUAGAUGCUUUGAUGUACUGGGUAGAUAGAGACCCUGGAAGAUUCAAAAUUCUAAAAGAGAGACAACAUAAUGAAAUCCUCAGAUCCUUUUGCUAUUGUGAUGCUGAUCUUAGGACAGUAAGGUGUCUUCCUUGCUUCAAGACCAUUGCCGGUGACUUUGUCAGUAUCAGGAAAUGUCAAACAGUCCUUGUUCUCCCAAGUAUGAUUCCUGAAAAGGAACAAGAUAAAUGGAUUGAUGGGUCUGGAGCUAUAUUUCUGCAGGACAACAAAUCACUUGAACCAUUAUACAAGAAGCUAGCACUAACUAUUACAACAGAGUUUGAUGUGUACAUGAAGUACAUUUUGCCUGUCUUUGGUAAGCUCAGCGACGAAAGUCGUCUUGAACAUCUUGUACAUAUCAAACAGCUGCUGCAUUCUCUACCCAACCCUAAAAGUCAGAAUUAUAAGGAUAUUAGGGUAGCAGCGAUUCGGAGGUUAGGAUUGAGAGACCUGUGUUUCAUAAAUGGUAUGUCUGGAAACCUUCUCAAGGCCAGGGACCUGUAUGACCCAGAAGUCGAGGUAUUCUCCUUGAUGUUGAAGGACAAAUUUCCUUCAACACAUAUUAUAGAGUCAUUGGGGCUCGCAUUCCUUCGUGAAAUAGGACUACAAACCACCGUUACUGCAGACUUGUUCCUAUCGUUUGCCCAUCGGGUGCGGGAAUCAUACCCCGAUGCCGAAGAUAGGAAAAUCAAGUCCACUGCACUCGUGUCAGAAUUGGUCAGGAACUGUAACCUUCACAAGAAUUAUUCCUUCUGUCAGAAAGUCAGUGUGAUUGAUUUUCUUGUUACUGACAGGAUUGACCAACAAUUAGAAUCCAUUCACCCACCUUUCAUCAAGGAUGGAACACUCAUUAGGUAUUCUAGCUCAUUAUCCUCUGCACACACGAAACUGAUAUGGUCUACUAAUAGCAUCUUGCCUGAAUAUGCCGCCCUCAGGCAAUGCUUUUCUUGUAAAACCCAACUAGAUGAUCAGCUGGGCAAGGCACAAGAGCCUGGACUAAAGAGUGUUAUACAACAUCUGCAGAAUAUAUGCAACAGACUCCAACAAAAUAACAGCAAAAAGCUAUCUUUCUCAGAAGAUUUAUCCGGGGUGCUACAUGAAAUAAUGACCUUCCUCUCUUCCGAGUGUACAGGGGAAAGCUGUUCUCAUGAAGUUCCAUGUGGAAUGUGCUGUAUCAUCAGAGAGGAAUUGCAAAAUGUUCCAAUUGUCUUUCUAGAGCUCGAAGAUGAACAUCGCUUGGUGAAAGCAGAGCAGAUCUCUCGUACUUUGGAAGGGAAUUUCGAGCCUUUUCUUUACCAGUUGCCUGACAAGUGGGUUCCUUUCUUCAAGUUAUUUCAGCUGGUUGGUGGAACAGGCAAAGCCUCCAUUCGACAAUAUGCUUCCGUUCUCAGAAGUAUAUAUGAAAGAGGGGAGAAUGCAUGGGGAAACCCAAAUGUAGUAAGCAUGGUAGAGAGGGCAACAACUAGCCUGUAUGAACAGCUAAAAAAGACAGAUCAAAUGCAGAUAGCAGCUUUAUUUGAUUCUGGACAAGUCCUCUACCUUCCAUCAUGUCAUCAAAACUUGGAACGAUCAGAUCAGCUACUACUUAAUGAUGUUGACCACUACUUACGCAGACUUCGUAAAUCUAAGCUUCCUCUCAUCAAGUUCUUUCAAGAUCAAGAACGCAUUGGACAGGAAGCUGUAGCUAGGCUUCCUGAGAUGAUGAAACCGACAUUAGUAAGCAAGAAGGUGAAAGAAAUACUGAGCAAGGCUGGGAACGAGUCGCAAAGGUGUAUUCUAGGUGGACAAGAGCCUUGUGAGUUUGCAAAAAGACUUCAGAUCCUGCAUUCGAAGGAAUUUUUGCAGGCAGUUUGUAUCAUCAUGAAGGACAAUGGAAAAAAAGUAGAUGACGAAACCAAGUCACUCCUUAGAAAUUCGUUGAAUGGAUUGAAGAUAACGUGUAUGCAGCGAUUACACUCGAUUCUACAAAUCAAUGGUGAAUACAUAGAAGGAAGUGAAAAUGAAGUACCUUCCUUCAUUAACAAUGAGAGUGAGCUGUUUGUACAACACAGUGCAGGAGAAAGUAUAACGGAAACACUCUUAAGUGUUGUGAUUAAUGUCAAUCAAGUCCUGGGAAACGUGUUUGAAGAUAAAGCCUAUAUACAUGUAUCUGCCCUUUUAUCCCAGAAAUCACCAUCUACCUUACACAAAGUACUUUCGAAGUUUAACAUUGCUGCAGAGAGCAUGGAAGAUGAUACAAGUUUCAAGCUACCUGAUCCUGGAACUACCAUUCCAGAACAAUUGUAUCAUCUCAUAGAGCAGGACCCCUGGACGUCUUUCAGUGUUGAUGAUUUCAUAGCAUAUGCACAAACUGAUGAAGAUGGCGAAUACUACAUAUAUGCAAUAGUUGUCAAGAGGAUAUCCAACGAAUCACUCAAGUCUGUCUAUCUUGUCAAUAUUGGAAAGGAAAAACCAAUAGAAGCAAAUGUGUUGGACAUACAUAAGAUACACAUACCUAAGUCCACAUCAGGUAUGGAGCUUGUUCUAUCUGAAAAAGUUCACUCGGAGGAUGCAGGACCAUGUCUCACUGGGAAUCAAGAAUCAUCUUUUCCAACUGACGUGGAACAAGCGAAGCGACAGGUGACAACCGAAUUGGAGGAGAUCUGGAAGCUUCCAGAGGAACAUAGAAGGAAGGCUAUUCGGCGAAUGUUGCUGAAAUGGCAUCCAGACAAGCAUCCAGAAGGUCCGAAGGAACUAUUUCAUGAAGCAUUCAAACACCUCAAAAGUGAACUGCAGCGAUUAGAAAAAGGUAUUUCAAGUUCAUUUUAUAAAGACCUCUUCAGAUCAACUGAAAAGAGAGCAAGGGAAGACCGCCGGAGGUAUACUCACUUCGGAGGAUUUCGGGGAAGAGGUGGUUUCAGAAGAAGAAGAGGAAGGAGCUCUGAAUCUGGUUUCUGGAAUUUUGAGGAUUUCUUUACUUCUGCUUCAAGAACACCAGAUAUCCGCAAUGCGCGCCGUUGGUUUCGGCAAGGACAAGAAGAUCUUCGUGCUGCCCGUCAUGAUCUUAACCCACACGAUGACGAGCCGUCAUUAGAAUGGGUUGCUUACAAAUGCCAUCAGAGUGUAGAAAAGGCACUCAAAGCUGCUAAACUAGCCAUUGAUGGACAACAUGACUACACUCAUUCCAUUUCCUCUCUUGCCUAUCAAGUUGAAGGCAGAAUAAACUCAGCUGAUUUUAAGAAGAAUGUGGACAUGCUCAGUUCUCUUGUAACUGAUCAACAGGCUCGUUACCCAGACAAAUGUGCGUCUUCACAGAUUCCCCACGAAGUCUUUAGAGACAAGUCACGGGGUGAGGAAAUGAUUGACCUCGCCCGUCAAAUUCUUGGAAAUGUUCAAUCGUUUUUGCCUUCCAGAUCCUGAAAUUGUACUUGCAACUGCUUCAUCUUGAUCUGUCUUUUUCCACGGGAGUUGCAGGUUUAAGCGAUCAAAUUGCUUGUUACCCAGAUAGAAGCCCGCUUUCAGAGAUCCACCAUGAUGUCUUUAGAUAAGCCUAGGUGAUGAUUCAAAUUUCCCCUAAAUUUCUUGGAGAUGUUCAAUCCUUUUUGCUCCCCCCCAAAAAAAAAAAAAUGAUUAAAUGGUAUUCGACUGCUUGAUCGAGAUUUUCCACAGGAGUUGCAAAAUUUGAAUGGAAAAUAGAUAUUUUCUGAAUAUUUCUAAAUUUCAAAUUUCACUGGGGAAGAAUUAUUGUCAUACUUGUCACAGUUCUUCUUUGAGUAAUAUUUCAUGUUCCACUGGACAUGCUGGAUAAGUAAUAUUGUCAAACGCGAACGUAUGUUGUAUAUAAAAUAUAUUCUUUUUAUGUCAAUGAAUGAUUUCAUGGAUUCAUUCCAUUGCAAAACACUAUAUUAUUAUUUCUUUCUUUGUUGAUGAUACCACGCCAAACCGACUUAAAGCUACAAUUCAAUUCAGAUAAACAUUUGUUUUCUUCCGUUUCAUUACCUUUUUCAUAAACAUAAAUUCAUACAAAAAUCAGUUUGUUAUGAAGAAUACAAAUAUGUACAUGUUAGGUUUAAGGAAGAAGGCGUAUACCCUAAAAGCUGAGGUUUGUGGCGGGAUGCGUCUACAGACAAAAAUACAAUACAAUAAACAAUACAAAGGAAAAGGCAGAGAAAGAAAGAAAGAUGAUAAUUGGUUAUUAAGCUAGUUUUCAUCGAUUGAUAACCGUGUAAAUUCAUACGCAAUUAUUAAAUAUUUUCAAAUGGUUUUUACGCCAUGGAUGGCUAUUAUCAACGAUGAAUUAUUAGCCAUCUCAUUAGCCAUUUUUGUGAACGAUGUAACAAUUAUUUUGCCUUUUUACCUAAUGACUUACUCAAUAUGAAAUACCCGAUAUGAGAUAUUUACUCUUGUCUAUACAGUGCGUUCCACAUAAAAGGAAACCCGUUUUCAUAGAUAGAUUUCACAAUUAUUAAACAUGUUUUUACUAUGAAAUUGAUACUUAUACCAAGAGUGGAAUCUCAUCUUUGAUUUAAGACCAAGAGCUUAGCAUGUACAUAUUUAUAUUUUUCAUAACAAAUUGAGUUAUGUAUGAAUUAAUGUUUACGAAAAAUGUAAUGAAAUGGAAGAAAAUAAAUGUUUAUUUGAAUUGAAUUGAAAUAUCAUUCACGCAUGCAUGGCAGAUUACAACAGUAAAUAUUGAGGCAAAUCAAGAACGAUUUGCGCAGAAACACACGUGUUAAUUUGUAGGUUAUCCAUUCUAAUUUCAGGGAUCAGUCAGAGAAACUUAACAAAGAAUACAAAAGAAAUGCUAAUGAGCCAAUCCUCGAUUAUGCGCGUUUGUCGUAUCACGCACCAAUAUUGUCCUAUUUUUCUGCACAACCUGAUUUUGAAAUUUUUCAAACUCGUCUUGCUCAUUAGUGCGAGAAGUAUUCGUCACAUACUAGGUAUCAAAAUGUAGAGGAAUAAUUGAGCUGUAUGAUGAUGUAAAUGAAAUAUAUUAUAAUUGAUUUGCCUUUGAAGAAAAAAAAGGUGGGAAUCCCAGUUUCCUUGUUUCUGGGACGCACUGUAUAUAGUUUGUGUGUGACAGUGUGAACGCAUACGUGAUUGUACGCGUUGCGUCCUUUCUCUUUGGCAUAUUUCCGACCAUGAAAUUGCAAAUUAUGAUUGCGAUCCAUU
Molecule: messenger RNA, 15399 nt
Organism: Lytechinus pictus (painted urchin)
Lineage: Eukaryota; Metazoa; Echinodermata; Echinoidea; Temnopleuroida; Toxopneustidae
Product: sacsin-like
Source: RefSeq, a predicted model, not a curated record